CGCAUGCGUCCUGGCUCACCACCAAGAUCAACCGAAAAGAAGAGGAUGGCGGAGGAUGGGAGGGAUGAGUCGCUGGCCACUGACGACGAGUCGGACCACACAGCUGCAGACGGGAGCACCAGCCUGAACAACACGAUGCUGGAGGAGGGCUCCACGCUCCUGCGCAGAAUGGAGAUCUGCGUUGCUGAAGCUGAGAAGAGGAAUGGCAAAAACACCGUGAACAUGCAGGAGACGUUCACUGUGUACCUCGUCGAAACACGGCCGAUGGAUGCAGUUGCCGAAGGUCGCAACCAGGCCCCGGACUCCCUGUGGAGGAGAUACAGUGAAUUUGAGCUGCUGCGGAACUACUUGUUAGUUACCUAUCCAUACAUCGUGGUGCCCCCUCUGCCUGAGAAGAGGGCAGAGUUUGUGUGGCACAAGCUGUCGGCAGACAAUAUGGACCCAGACUUUGUGGAGCGUCGCCGGGUGGGACUGGAGAACUUCCUGCUUCGCGUGGCAUCACACCCAGUCCUCUCUAAUGACAAAAUCCUUCACCACUUCCUCAUUGAGGAACACGGCUGGAAGGAAGUGGUGUAUGAGACAGGAUUUCAGGCAAAGGCAGAUUCCAGGCUUAGAGCUCUCAGUGCCACCUUCAGGGUGAGAAAUCCAGAUAAGCGCUUCAUGGAGAUGAAGCACUACAGCGAUGAGCUGCAGUCCCACACAUCUCAGCUGCUCCGAGCACGAGCAAGGGUGGCAGACCGUCUCUACGGUGUUUACAAGGUCCACGGGAACUAUGGAAGAGUCUUCAGUGAGUGGAGCGCCAUGGAGAAAGAGAUGGGAGAUGGACUGCAGAGUGCCGGUCAUCACAUGGAUGCAUAUGCAGCCUCAAUAGAUGACAUCUUAGAAGAGGAGGAACAUUACGCAGACCAACUGAAAGAAUAUCUCUUCUAUGCCGAAGCUCUGCGGGCGGUGUGCAGGAAACACGAGCUGACCCAGUUUGAGUUUGAGAUGGCCUCCCAGGAACUCGUUUCCAAGAAGCAGCAACACGAGGAGCUAUCUACCGGGAUUGUGCGGACGUUCUCCUUCAAAGGCAUGACCAACAAGCUUUUUGGCCAAGAGGCCCCUGAGCAGAGGGAGGCCAGGCUGAAGCUGCUGGAGGAUCUGAUUGCAGAGGGGGAAGAGGACGUCCAGGAGAAGACUGUUGAGUGUGGAGAGCACGUUGAAAGGGCGUGGGUGGACAUGCAUCGCUUCAAGGAGCAGAAGGACAAAGAUCUGCGAGAAGCGCUCAUCAACUAUGCCGUCAUGCAAAUCAGCAUGUGCAAAAAGGGAAUACAAAUGUGGAGCAAUGCCAAAGAAUGUUUCCUCAAGAUGUAAAAUUGAAGCCAUAUCCCGAGGAUUUCCCCCCUCAGUGAUGCUCAGUUGUGAAUGCUGGGAAAUGAUGCCAAUGUCUGCUGGUUGAGGUUUGAAAACCACAGUAAAGUAACAACAUUGCAUAUAAAGAUAUUGUAGUUUCAAGUACCCCAAAGAAAGUACGGAUUUACAUUCACUGUUAAAGGGACAGUUGACCCCAAAAUUAAAAAUACAUUUAUGUUCCUCUUACCUGUAGUGCUAUUUAUCAAUUGAGAUAGUUUUGGUGUGAGUGGCUGAGGGAAGGCAGAGAUGUAUUCAGUGCCAUCUAGUUCUAUUAUACUGAAGAGAAGGCAGGCCGAUGUCUCCAACAUUCAACUGCAACUCACACCAAAGAAAUGUCGAUUGAUAAAUAGAACGACAGGUGGAAGGAACAUCGUUUGGUUUGGGAAUGAACCUUUAAUCUUGUGUGGAGUGAAACAGCUCAGGGAGGUGGUGGAUCACACAAAGCACAUGACUAGGACACUGGAGACCAGCAAUAUUUAGACCAUUUUCUCUCUCCAACAAUUCUACAUGUUAAAGUCAAGUAACAAGUCUUGGGAUUAGUAAAGUCACUUUGACAGACGUGAGACAUUUUAGGAGCUUGAACCCUUCAAGGAACUAAGAGUCUGCAGUCAUUUUGACCAUUGUAUUUUUUAUAUUCUGUUUCUUCUCGGUCUCCCAACUUUAUUGAUAUGCAGUUCAAAGUAGCUCGAGUGCCCAGAGUGUACUGAGACUCCAAAAUAUCAAACAUGUUUGAACUCAUGAAGUCGGCCCUCUUCAGGAGGUUCAAGACUGGAUCACCAACAUCACCUGAUAAUGUGGGGAACAUUGAGUUCUAUCAGGUGAUGCAGCGCCAUCCCCACAAUGUCAAGGGACAAGAUGCCUCUUCUUUUGUUCUCCUUCUACCCCUUUGACAAUGUUCAUGCAGUCUUGACUAAUAAUGCUGGUGAAUCCAUUGUUUCUUGGUGAGCUCUUUGUGACACCAGUAAACAUAAAUACUCUCAUCAGGUUCAGUGAAGUGCAGCAUGGCCUGCUGUCAGUCACAAGGAAGUCUCCAUGUGGGUCCAUCCUGUCUAAUGAAAUGCCUGCAGUCUAUUGGACUUCAUGUUUACUGGUGAUGGACCAGAACUAAAAUGCAGCAAUGAAUUGAAUGUAUGAGCAGAGCCACACGUGUGAAAGUGACUUACGCUGCCUCAAUAUUCAUGUCAAGGCACCCAGGAGGGGAUAUUGCGGUGAAUGCAAAUUAAAUUAUGAUUUUUUAAAAAAAAAACAUCUAAGUUGCAUCACAUUUCCUCCACCUCCCCCUGCCGUGAGCUGCUCGCUGACCGAUCUAUCAGAGUUAGGAGGCUACGAGACGUCAGUUCCCUGUGGACUUAACCCUGGGGUCCAGUAAGCUGCACAUAAGAGUCAAGAUCCUCAGUCUGAGAUUUAAUUCACUUCACUUUCAUGUGUUGCCCCGUCUAACAUGCUCCGCCUGUUUCUAGAACAUUUGAUUUCCUGUUUGAGGCUCGCUAGCAAUAAGCUUUGUGUGUGCAUUCAUGAAGAUGUCAUAACUCCAUUUGUUCAUUCCCUUUUAUGUUUCAUAUUUGAAUACUCAUUGGAUGUGUUGCUCUAUUUAUUUGAAUAAAAAUGUUUCUCACCACACAA
Cyclopterus lumpus (lumpfish) is the source of this 3015-nucleotide messenger RNA. Its product is annotated as sorting nexin-4-like. Gene Ontology annotation, molecular function: phosphatidylinositol binding. The transcript has 14 exons. Gene Ontology annotation, biological process: protein transport. The coding region runs from base 4 to 1353 and encodes 449 amino acids. Lineage: Eukaryota; Metazoa; Chordata; Actinopteri; Perciformes; Cyclopteridae. The record is from RefSeq and is a predicted model, not a curated record.